This is a messenger RNA of Onthophagus taurus, 1232 nucleotides long. Lineage: Eukaryota; Metazoa; Arthropoda; Insecta; Coleoptera; Scarabaeidae. The record is from RefSeq and is a predicted model, not a curated record.
CGAUCUGAGCGCGUCCCGUUCUGGACUGAGUGAAAACGUAAACAAAACACAUCGAACGCUGGCUUCAACUCUUGGUGUUUAUAUGUGCUUCUAGUAAUACAAUUUCUUUGGUUGAUAUUUUCAAUCAAAAACUAAUUUUCUAAUAAGUGUAGCGUUAUUGUUCUCAAGGUUAUCAUCUUUUUCAAUAAUUACAUUUAAAAAUAAUUUCGUCAAUAUUUACCUACUGUUUAAAUAUAACUAUACUUAAAUCUACCAGCUCUACCAACAUGGCGACGUCAAGGACACGUUAGUUGAACUUAAGAACCGGAUUUGUCUUCUACUUGUUACAUGUUAGGUUAAUAAAAUUGUGAUUGUAUGCUUUCUUUUUGAGUUUUGUAAAGAGAAUAAACUACUCUGUUUCUAAACGUUGUUAGAUUUGCAUAAAUACUAUCAUAUUUACAAAAUGUAUUUAGGAUCACAAACUACCACAUCAAAAGCUUUGUAUUUACAAAGCUUUCCAUGCAUAUUGAAACGCAUCCAAUUGAUAUGCAACACAAUAAUCACUGCUAUUGUAGUGAGUCGAUGGCGGGGUGAUGCACAACACAUGUCUUAUUUAACUGCUUCAAUUGGAUCUCUGGUUUUUUGUUCUAUUAUUGUUUUUAUCAAGUUCCGUAACAUUGAUAAAAACAUGAACAAUAUUCCUUGGACCAAACUUGAACUGGGCUAUUACAUUACAUGGUCCCUUUAUUAUCUUAUUCUUGUACCAAUAACCGGUUCGGUAUCUUUGAAAAUUGCGGAGAUAUUUUCGUUAAUUUGUGUUAUUACUUUUGUGAUUGACGCUUCUAUAUGUUACAACGAAAUAAAAAAUGAGAAAUAUGCCUAUGAGUCAAAUUUGAAUCAGCAAAAUGAAGAUUUAAAAAACUUAAAUAGUUUUAUUGUUUAACUUUAUACCAUUAUUUUAAAUCUUUAGCAAUGUAUUAAUCUAUAGUUUUAUGGGUAAAAAAGUUGUGCUUAAGCUCUGACAUCACAGUGCAGAAAAUUUCCUUGUUGUGUCAAAUAAAAGUCAAUAUUACUUUUGGCUUUUAUAUAUGUGUAGCUUAAUAUUAAUGUAAGCUUUUUUGUCUUAGAGUUAUAUGUCUACUAUAUUUUUCUAUUUUUUUCUGGUAUCUUAUAAUGUUUUAAUAUAUCUCUUUUUUUGGUUUCAUUUUGCCAUAUUUCUGCGUUAUUUCUAUAAUAUACAAAAAACAACGCAA